AUGUCAACUCCUAUUUCUAGUCUAAACAGUUUAUUUUCAUUCACAUCACCUGCUGUGAAGAGACUUCUUGGCUGGAAACAGGGAGACGAAGAAGAAAAAUGGGCUGAGAAGGCUGUCGACUCACUUGUUAAAAAACUCAAAAAGAAAAAAGGUGCUCUAGAAGCUUUGGAACGUGCUCUAAGUAAUCCUGGAGAACCUUCAGAAUGCGUAACUAUUCCACGCUCUCUUGAUGGCCGGCUGCAAGUUUCUCAUAGGAAAGGAUUACCUCAUGUAAUAUACUGUCGUGUGUGGAGGUGGCCAGACCUACAAAGUCAUCAUGAACUGAAGCCACUUGAAUUUUGUCGAUUCCCCUUCUCAGCUAAAGAAAAUGAGGUUUGCAUCAAUCCAUAUCACUAUCAACGCGUUGAGAGCCCUGUUUUACCUCCAGUUCUUGUCCCUCGUCACAGUGAAUAUCCUAGUCUAAGCGCUGUAACCCCAUCGCCAGGUUUAUCACAUUGCGGUAGCAGUGGGAUAUCUAGUUCCCGGUCAGCUUCAAAUCUGGGAAUGUUUUCAAUGACAGAUACAACAAUGCCCUACAAUGUAAAUUAUCCACACAACUUCAGUCACUCCCCAUCUCUUCCUCCUGGAAACACAGGGACUUCUGACAGUACUGUUACUGGUCCUAUGCAUUCCCCUGAUAGCUCAAAUCUUCAAUCUGGUUAUCAAACUCAUCCCAAUCAAGAUCAAGCAUCUUCUGGUCAAACUAUGCAUCCAGUAAAUUAUCAAGAACCAAAAUACUGGUGUUCUAUUGUGUAUUAUGAAUUAAAUAAUCGUGUUGGUGAAGCAUUCAAUGCUUCACAGUUAAGCAUUAUCAUUGACGGUUUUACAGAUCCUUCGAAUAACUCAGAUCGUUUUUGUCUUGGCCUUUUGUCAAAUGUUAAUCGUAAUUCAACUAUUGAAAAUACACGACGUCAUAUUGGAAAAGGUGUUCAUCUAUACUAUGUCGGUGGUGAAGUAUACGCUGAGUGUUUAUCAGACAGUAGUAUAUUUGUUCAAUCACGUAAUUGUAAUUAUCAUCAUAAUUUUCAUCCAACAACUGUGUGUAAAAUCCCACCUGGGUGUUCAUUGAAAAUAUUCUCUAAUCAAGAAUUUGCUCAUCUCCUCAGUCGUACUGUACAUCAUGGAUUUGAAGCUGUUUAUGAGUUGACUAAAAUGUGUACAAUACGUAUGAGUUUUGUUAAAGGUUGGGGGGCUGAAUAUCAUCGACAAGAUGUUACCUCAACACCAUGUUGGGUUGAAAUUCACCUGAAUGGUCCAUUGCAAUGGUUAGAUCGUGUAUUAACACAGAUGGGUACACCAAGGAAUCCUAUUUCAUCUGUUUCAUAA
Messenger RNA from Trichobilharzia regenti, 1365 nucleotides. The record is from the annotation of a GenBank genome assembly. NCBI's taxonomy places the organism in Eukaryota, Metazoa, Platyhelminthes, Trematoda, Strigeidida, Schistosomatidae.